AAUAACAAUAUCGAUAAUAAUAAUAUCAAUAAUAAUAAUUAUAAUAACAAUGAUAAUAAUGAUAAUAAUAAUAUUUAUAAUGAUAAUAAUAAUAAUAAUAAUAAUAAUAAUAAUAAUAAUAAUAAUAAUAAUAAUAGUAAUAAUAAUAAUGAUAAUAAUAAUAAUAAUAACAAUAGUAAUAAUAAUAAUCAUGAUAAUAAUAAUAAUGAUAAUAACAAUGAUAAUGAUAAUAAUAAUAAUAAUAGGUAAAGUAAUAAUAAUAAUCAUAAUAAUAAUAAUAAUAAUAAUAACAAUAAUAUUAAUAAUAAUAAUAAUGAUAAUAAUAACAAUGAUAAAAAUAAUAAUAAUAAUGAUAAUAAUAAUAAUAAUAAGAAUAAGAAUGAUAAUACUAAUAAUAAUAAUAAAAUAAUAAAUAAUAAUAAUGAUAAUAAUAAUAAUAAUGAUAAUAAUAAUAAUAAUAAUAAUAAUAAUAAUAAUAAUAACGAAAAUAAUGAUAACAACAAUAAUAAUAACAACAACAACAAUGGCCCACUAAAUACUCUGUCCCAAAGAAUGGACGGUGGUGUUCCCUUGGUAUGCUAA
Penaeus chinensis is the source of this 582-nucleotide messenger RNA. Its product is annotated as myb-like protein D. The transcript is spliced from 4 exons. The annotation marks the transcript as partial. NCBI's taxonomy places the organism in Eukaryota, Metazoa, Arthropoda, Malacostraca, Decapoda, Penaeidae. The record is from RefSeq and is a predicted model, not a curated record.